Messenger RNA from Neohortaea acidophila, 1234 nucleotides. RefSeq lists its product as uncharacterized. The coding region runs from base 177 to 986 and encodes 269 amino acids. Lineage: Eukaryota; Fungi; Ascomycota; Dothideomycetes; Mycosphaerellales; Teratosphaeriaceae. The record is from RefSeq and is a predicted model, not a curated record. The transcript is spliced from 3 exons.
ACAUCUCAACGCAACGUAACAAAUACAUUAUGAUUCUAUCGAAAGAGUACAUUUGCUGAAGUCAAUAACGCCUGCUCGACGUCCGACUAGACAACCAUGCGACAAGGAGCGCAUCCACUCGCAACCUAAAUCCAUCUCUAGAUGAGCACACUCCGCACCCGUCAAGCAACGCCACCAUGUCCGCAGUCUACCGUCUAGUCAAAUACGCCGUCAGCGCGCACGAAGAGCGCGACGCCGCCAAAGCCGCCUCCAUUCCCCCCGGCUUCUACGGCAACUUCCCCUCCUCCCUAGGCCUCUACUACCUCGGCGACGGCCAGGACUACAAAUCCCUGCGCUUCUACCUGGGCACCCUCGACCAACCGGCCGAGAAGCUCUACGCCCUCACCUACCAUGAAGCGUACGGGUUCCGCCAAAUGACCCUCUACUCGACGCUGGAGUUCAAGCCGCCGGUGCUGGCCAUCGCGGCGAAUGAGAAGCGCGUUAGUGGCAAUGGGCUCCUUACUCUGCCUCCGCUCGCCGAAGGUCAAGGCCAUACGUUUGACGAGCGCCUGAAGUAUAACCUUCGCAACAAUACUCAUUCAUUUAGCGCGAUGAUUGAUCGGCGAGCCGAAACGUUCGAGUGGCGAGAGGACAAGCAGCUCAAGCCCAAGAUUCGACGACUGGUGCGAUUCGCAGGCAGCGAGGUCGAGACGGUCGCGUUGUGGAGGGAGGGCUCUGUGCCGAAUCGGCAGGGCAGGCUGGCGACGUUUGAAUUUUUGGGAAGUGGUGCUACGGGGGAGUUGGGCGCUCGGUGGGCUCUUAUGGCGGUGGUGUCGGUUCUGAGGGUUUGUCAGUCGCAUGGGAAUGCCCUCGCUGGGUCCCAGAUCCAUUCAAUGGAGGCGUACAUCUCCUUUCAGUCAGAUCAUACUGAAGAGGCGCGGGCCAAUGCUCCUCAGCCUUUCUGGGGUUACAACAAUCCGAAAUCAAGUGACCAGCCUCCUACCUAGAAAUGGUCAUGACUUGGGGAACAUCUUUGAUAAUGAUUGAAUGGAUGCGAUUCAUGGUUUCAUCAUUCUUCUCGCUAGGAGUAUAUGGGAGUUGACGAUUGCGCUCUAUCUCUGUUGUCCAUAGUGAGGCUGGCGAUCUUCAAUGCAGCAUGGAUGCAGAUGAGCUCCAAAGCUCGCAGGUGGAGCCGGCGGAAAUGUGCUUACGCAUAGUUCAAAUAUUACACCACUACCUCUGCCUUUCCUAUAAA